GUUUCGUGUACCGAUCAUGAGUGAGAACAGAGGUUGAAGAUAUUGUUUUCCCUCAUGAUAUAUGCAUUACUAAUUUAUUUUGUCAGUAAUAUGUUUUACGGCGUGACCGUGUUUGAGGGCGAAGCAAGAAGGUUUUGACAUUAGUAUCUAUAUCCAAAACAGGACAAAAACAACCCGAAGUUAGCACGCGGACGGAGCUGUAUCAAAGCAUCCUAAUUUUUGGACAUUUGAUCCACCUAUAUAUUGAACGCGGGAAAUAUAACGCAAUUGAUGUAAACAGUACAUUGUGACGUCAUAUUCAGCGUCGUUAUUUAGCAAAUUUACAAACAAAGCGUUUGAACCACAACAAAAAACAUGGCGUUAAUCGUGGAGUGAUUAUAUAUGAUUAAGAAAAUAAGAUUUACAUGCUUUUACGGAUUUUAUGUGUAACAUCUCAGAACGACGUGAACUAGGGUAGACGAGAUUCAAAAUGGAGGAAUACAUGUCCACGCGCUAAUAUUCGAAUCGACGCCAUUGGUACCAAACUUUUCAAGUUCCAUAGUUGUUUUACAGUUCCUAACGUUGCAUGACAUGGGAAAUCAAGAACCCGGGAUCAUGGAUUACGUCCACCUGAGGGGGGUGGAGAUUAUUCAUCAAAUUCAACACACAUUCAGGCACCAUGUGGACCUGAUGCAAAUACUGACACGUGUUGGUGAUCCUAGAUAUGCCUUCCUUAUUUAUUUCCCAUUGGCUUACUGUUUACACCGGGCCACCGGAACAAGAGUUUUGUGGAUUGCCUGUCUGUCUGAAUGGCUGAAUGGAGUCUUGAAAUGGAUACUGCACGGACAGCGGCCAUAUUGGUGGAUUAAUGAAGUAAAACUACACGACAAUGUUCUAAACAUUCCUUCUCUGGAACAAUACAGUCUCACCUGUGAAACGGGACCAGGUAGUCCUUCAGGACAUGCUAUGGUCACUUCAGCUGUGCUGUAUUCCAUUGGAACAUCUUUCAUGAAACAUGGAAUUCAACAGGCAAAAGCUGUAGAGCGUGUGUUAGUCUGGGUAUCUUUUACAGUGGUACUUGUAGCCGUGAAUGUAUCCAGGCUAUUCAUAGCAACACAUUUUCCACACCAGGUAGUAGCAGGAUCGCUGACUGGGAUAUUAUUAGCAGAGGUUGUCAAACAUGAACACACAUCUGGUCUCACUUUCAAGCAUUAUGCGAUAUGGUGCAUUGUGUUGGUGAUUGGGGUGUGUGUCACAUAUUUUGGAAUAUCCAUUCUCAGUUUGGAUCCUCUUUGGAGCCUCACUCUUGCCAAGAAAUGGUGUGCUAAUCCAGAGUGGGUUCACCCAGAUACAACUCCGUUCUUCGCCUUCACAAGAGACGUGUCAUCAUUAUUAGGUUUUGGAGCAGGCAUCUCUCUACGAAACAACAUGAAAACCACUGUAGAUAUAGGGAUGGGACAGAAACUUGUGUAUGUAACUCUGUCUCUUACAUUGACAAUGGUUGUAGAAAACUUCAAGAUUCCGUCAACAUCCCCAGUAUUCUACGUGAUCGGAUUCGUCAAAUUCAACAUAAUGAUGAUUGGCAUUGUGUUUGUUAUACCGUAUCUUGUGUUUACAAAUAAAAAGAAGAAAAACUAGUGAA
This is a messenger RNA of Ostrea edulis (European flat oyster), 1621 nucleotides long. RefSeq names its product glucose-6-phosphatase 2-like. The record is from RefSeq and is a predicted model, not a curated record. Gene Ontology annotation, cellular component: membrane. The transcript has 8 exons. Gene Ontology annotation, molecular function: glucose-6-phosphatase activity. NCBI's taxonomy places the organism in Eukaryota, Metazoa, Mollusca, Bivalvia, Ostreida, Ostreidae. Gene Ontology annotation, biological process: glucose 6-phosphate metabolic process; gluconeogenesis. Bases 571 to 1617 code for a protein of 348 amino acids.